Dentiscutata erythropus is the source of this 483-nucleotide messenger RNA. NCBI's taxonomy places the organism in Eukaryota, Fungi, Glomeromycota, Glomeromycetes, Diversisporales, Gigasporaceae. The record is from the annotation of a GenBank genome assembly.
AUGCCAGUUCCUUUUGAAGCGCUUAUCCCUUUAGGCAUAAUUGCUGGAAUGAUAGGAGUGACUGGUACAUUAUUAAAUUUAACUAAAAGGAUUCGACAUGAAGGCAAGCCUCCUAGAAUCUCUUUAGAUACUUGGGAUACGCAGAUGAUGGAACGUGAUAGACGGUUAACUGGAAGUUCUCACCAUUCGUCAUCGGUGCGAAAAGCUCACAAUAAUGGUAAAAAUCAUAUCAUGAAUGUUAGAAAUUAUUAUGCUGAAUUAGGUCAAGACAAAGCGCAAGCAAUUAUAGACGAAAUUACAAAAGCAUACGAAUGCGCCGGACAAGUUGGAUUUCCUCCUCAAUAUGGUUAUAUUCCUGGUAUGAUUCCUACUGUCGUUGCGCCAGUAGUUAAUGCUCCACCUUACGCUUCGGUUCCUCCUCCUUUAAUGAUGCAUCCCCGUCCACCGGUCGGAAAUGGAGCUCCAGGCACUGUGGCCGCUACU